AGGGGCUGCGCGCGCACCCGACGGGGCGCCUUCGGUGGGAAGGGCCGCUGUGCAAGGUGGCGGGGUCCCUCUGCAGUGUCCGUGUCCACAGCGAGGAGGGUGAGGUGAUCGUGGACCAAUGGUGAAGGGAAGUAAAUGAUUGACGACGAUUUGUGUUCCUUUUCCACAGAGUGCCCAGAGCCGCAGGGAAAAAUGGUGGAAAAUUCACCGUCGCCAUUGCCAGAAAGAGCGAUUUAUGGCUUUGUUCUUUACCUAAGCUCCCAGUUUGGCUUCUUACUUUAUCUUGUAUGGGCGUUUAUUCCUGAAUCUUGGCUACACUCCUUAGGCUUAACCUAUUGGCCUCAAAAAUAUUGGGCAGUUGCAUUACCCGUCUACCUCCUUAUUGCUAUCGUAAUUUGUUAUGUGCUCUUAUUUGGAAUUAACAUGAUGAAUACGUCUUCACUGAACUCCAUUCAUACCAUCACAGAUAACUAUGCAAAAAAUCAACAACAGAAAAAAUACCAAGAAGAGGCCAUUCCAGCAUUAAGAGACAUCCCUAUUAGUGAAGUAAACCAAAUGUUCUUUCUUGAAUCCAAAGAACUUUAUACCCCAAAUUGAGACCAAACAUUUAUUUGUAAGGUUUGGACUGAAUAAACUUGAUCAUAAUUAUA
Jaculus jaculus (lesser Egyptian jerboa) is the source of this 650-nucleotide messenger RNA. RefSeq names its product phosphatidylinositol glycan anchor biosynthesis class P (gene Pigp). The transcript is spliced from 4 exons. Gene Ontology annotation, molecular function: phosphatidylinositol N-acetylglucosaminyltransferase activity. The coding region runs from base 136 to 597 and encodes 153 amino acids. The record is from RefSeq and is a predicted model, not a curated record. Gene Ontology annotation, biological process: GPI anchor biosynthetic process. Lineage: Eukaryota; Metazoa; Chordata; Mammalia; Rodentia; Dipodidae.